AUUAUAAAGUCGAGAUUUCGACAAAAGAAAGUUCGGGAGUUUGACAGGAUAGUGCAGAAAUUAGAAAUCAUCCCUGGGUUUACGCAAUGUGAACGUGAUGAGUGUUCAGAUCAUCUGCUACCGUAGAUCUAAAGUCAGAGUCCUUAUCCUUAAGGCAUUCAUAUUGAAUUAUUAAACAUAAAAUAAUCUGUGCAUUUUUUACUUACUAGUUGAACGGGGAUAACAUAAUUGAGCACCUUCUUCUAUAAAUAGCCCUAAUCACCUCAGCAUCUAUCACAACCCAGAGAAACUAAAACAAUCUAAAACAUGGCUAAGACUCUCAAAUCUGUUCGGUUUAUCGAUCUCUUCUUCUUCAUCAUCCUCGUUGCAAACUUGGAGAUGACCCCAGGCGUAGAAGCAAAAGUCUGUAAGAGGUACAGUAAAACGUGGCGAGGGCCAUGCUUCAGCAUCAGCAACUGUAACAAGCAAUGCAAGAAGAAGGAGAAAGCUGUAUCUGGAUCUUGUCACGCCGAUGAUGUAGGAUGGGCUUGCUUCUGCUACGUCAACUGUUAAAUCAGAAUGGUCAUUUCCGUCGUUUUGCCAAUUUCAUAGUAUAAAAUAAAUCAAUCAAUUAGCUGACUGCAUGCAGUCCUGUUUCUGUAAACUGCCGAUGAAGAUUGCUUCAUCCAGUAGCUGAUAAUAAAGAAGGAGAUGAACAUAAUAAGUUUUGAA
Messenger RNA from Mangifera indica (mango), 711 nucleotides. RefSeq names its product defensin-like protein 1. Gene Ontology annotation, biological process: defense response. The transcript is spliced from 2 exons. NCBI's taxonomy places the organism in Eukaryota, Viridiplantae, Streptophyta, Magnoliopsida, Sapindales, Anacardiaceae. The record is from RefSeq and is a predicted model, not a curated record. Bases 307 to 552 code for a protein of 81 amino acids.